This is a messenger RNA of Marchantia polymorpha subsp. ruderalis, 2053 nucleotides long. The record is from the annotation of a GenBank genome assembly. Lineage: Eukaryota; Viridiplantae; Streptophyta; Marchantiopsida; Marchantiales; Marchantiaceae.
GACAUCACAGAGCUUUGUCUGCUGACUUUUCUCUGCAGAACUUUCAAGUGUUCUCCAUCGAUCGAGCGCAGCUGCUUUCAGUGCCUUCUCUGUUGGGAAGCUCUGAAAGAUUCCGAUUAUUUUCUUCUCCACACACCACUCCACCUCGCCCUUCCUUUGCUUUCUCUGUAGCGCAAGCGGACAUUUGAAAAAUUAGCAGCCUGCAUGACAGAUUCCGUAGAACCCACUCGUUAGAAUUCACCCAAAGGACUGACUUCUGUACAUUAAAUAAAUGGGGUAUGUCGCCCACAACGCGGGAUUGCUCCACCUGCACGUACCUUUGAGCAGGCAGUAUAGGAUUCGCUUCAGCGACAAUGCGCAUUCGGCGUACUUAGCACCUAAAUCUUCCAGAAGAGCCAAUUUUCCAGCAUUCUCAGCUGACGGAGUUCCCUCUCAGAAUAUAUCUUUUAGAUACGCUUUUGGUUGCAGUGAACUGUCUUCAUGUUUUCUACAGACAGUUCUCUCCCCUGUCGGGCAUGUCAGGAGCUGGAGACUUGAAGUGCGAGCCAAGGGAGACAACGGUCCAGCUCCGCAGUACAGUUCACAGGCUAAAAUCAGGAGCGAAGUUAUAUCUCCUUUCCGAACCGUCCGCAUGUUCUUCUACUUGGCUUUCAUAGCGAGUGGUUCUCUGGGCUUUCUCCUCACAAUUCCUCGUCUAAUCGGAUCGAUAGGCCACGCUGCAAACGCGGCUCCGACUGGAGACGUUCUCAAAGAUCUCGGAAUAGAUCUAGCAGCAGUGGCGGUAUUCGCCGUUCUCUACAGAUCUGACUCAAAAGCGCGUGAUGUCCAAUUAGCGAAGCUGUCCAGAGAAGAAACUCUGGGUAGUUUGAGAGUCGAGCUGGCGAACAAGAAAGUUGUAUCAUUGGAGCAGCUGAGAGGACUGUGCAGGAUCGUCAUAGUCUCCGGUACGACUGCUUACGUAGAAGAAGCUUUAAAACAAGGGGAGGAACUUAGGGAAGAGUUGCUAGAAAGGGGUGUGUUAGUGGUCCCAUAUCCUACGGAUGGAGUUCUGUCAACUUCCGAACCUGCUCCGAGCUCAACUCAACAAAGUUUCGACUCAGGAGUAGCAGUGCAAGAGCAAAGAGCUGUCACGCCUACAAGCAGAUGGAAGGCCAAUCCAAUCUACACAAAUGAAUGGGCAAGGUGGUUAAAUGAGCAGAAGAAGAUUGCUAAUGUAUCUGAAGACAAAUCUGUGUACAUUUCUUUAAGGUUAGAUGGACGUGUAAGGGGAAGUGGAGUCGGUUUACCCCCAUGGAAAGCAUUUGUGGCACAGUUACCUCCCAUGAAGGGUAUAUGGAAAGGUCCGCUGGAUGGAAUGGAUGGACGAAUAUAGAGAUCAUUCUUUCGGAAUAACCAAGUGAAUGGUUAGUUAUCAUUCUUCGCUUACCCCUAACCAUCUGAAGAGUUCUCUUUAGAAAAAAUGUUUUGAUUCAUCAUCAAAGUAUUAUAUGAAUCGUGUACAGACAGAAAAAUUUCUGUACUUUUUUGAGCACUUCCAGACCUACUUUUUACAUUAUUGUAUUCAUCUUAUACGCUGAAACCGAAAAUGUAAAAGUGUGGACUCGUUGAAGUUAGGGAACUGGAAUAUGCGAACUGAAAGUCUGAAUCAUCUGUCUGUCUCGCGCAUGUCCGCCUCUGACUUUCCAGGAUAAUCGUUGCAUAGCCUCAUAGCCACUCAUAUCAAAUGGCAACGCACACUGCCUUCUUACUGCUGCCUUCUCAGUGCUACUUAUUUCUCAGCAAUGGUGCCUCUCUCCAUGUGUCCCCGACAUCGUAUGUCACGGAGGCUCCUGGUCCCGUUCUCUUAACUUCGUCUCUACGACAGGAUGUGGGAAAAAUCUUUCUCGCUUGGUCGGCAAAAACCAGAAGAUAGAUGCCCACUAGCGCUGUUGUCCAGAUAAGUUGACCUGUGAGCAGAGUAUGCAGGCUUCGAGAAGCAAUAUAGCUUCAAGGGUCUGCAUCAGUUAAAGCCCAUGCGCCAAGUUCGUCUCUCUGGUGUCCAGUGAAUAACGCG